AUGGACAUACUCCACAUACCCUUCUACUUUGAACCAGGCCUGGGGUUAUAUGAUAUGGAGAAACGGUUUACAUUUUGGGCGUCCCCAGAAGUUCGAGAAUGGUUCAAAGCCCGCGGAUACACCCUGUAUGAGCGUUGCUGGGAAGAGGAUAUGAUACUCGAUACAUCCAUACCAGCUAUUCCCCCCCAGACUGAUUGCGGUGAAGCCGAGUAUCCUUACGCAUACUUUGACACAGAUUCUGAAGAACCCGAAGAGCCCAAGAUGCCGCUCCGGUCAAGGGACAUGACCGGUAAGGCCGGGUUUGCGCAAGAUGCGUUAGGCCGACAUGUUGCAAUCAAGAUUGUGCGUGCGGACACCGACGAAUAUCGCAUUUUGCGGUUUUUACAUGAACAAAGUCUGGACACACUCAAGGAAAAUAGCAUAAUCCCUGUUCUGGAACUAAUACCAAACGGAGCCUUCUGGUUUGCGGUCAUGCCUCGAUGGGCUUUGUAUAUUGAUACACCUGAGCCUGUGUACAUCCAUGAAGUUGUUUUUAUCGUACAUUCUCUGCUCAAAGACAUUUGCUCUGGAAAUUUUCUCGUAAAUCACAUCACCGAUGACUGGAUAGGGAUACCCAGGCGCGGUCACCUACGCGCUGAGAAGCGCCUGUUAUCCUACGGCUCGUUUAACCUGAGCAAUGAUACUUCGGCCGGAGAAUUCGACUACAACCCUUUCGUACUUGAUGUCGGUGGUAUGGGUGUCUUUUUUUGUAGGAAGUAUCAGCACAUCACCGACCGACUUCCAAUUCUUGCACCACUUCUCGAUAUGAUGACCCACAGAAACCUUAAACGCCGAUUCACCGCAGACGAGGCAUUGCUAUUUUUUGAGGACCGUGCUGCAGAACUUUCGGAGGCGGAAUUGGCAGCUGCAAUUCGCCCAACGAAAGACAGAGAGGCCGGCAUAAAAUAUGAUAAUUAUGAUAGAUGGGAGGACCUCCCACCAUUAUUCGUGGAUAGAUGGAAAAAGUAUAGAGCAACGCCUGUGCCUUGGUACACAAGAUUGCUUCGCCGAUUCUGCGCAACAGAAUUUGGGGAACGUUAUGUGCCAAAAGCAUCAACAAUGUCUAAAACCGCUCAAGGCAGAAUCACCGGAACAUCUGGUACCCGCUUCACAGCUACCUUUGUCCUUCCUGGAAGCGGCAUGCAGGUCAACUAUCUCGGAAAUUUUAGUUCCAGCAUCCAGACUUUCAACUCGGCAAAUGCCACUUUGAAAUACAAUGCAGACAAUGAGCUCACCGCUACUCGUCAAUUCGACGGCCAGCUCGGGGUCAACAACAUCAAGCUCACGUUGACGAAUGGACCUGUCAUCGAAGGAGUUCUCGACAUGCCUAUCUCUCCUCCCAGCAGCGUUUCUGGAAGCGGUGUCUGGGCCAUCAAUUAG
This is a messenger RNA of Psilocybe cubensis, 1419 nucleotides long. RefSeq lists its product as uncharacterized. Bases 1 to 1419 code for a protein of 472 amino acids. The record is from RefSeq and is a predicted model, not a curated record. NCBI's taxonomy places the organism in Eukaryota, Fungi, Basidiomycota, Agaricomycetes, Agaricales, Agrocybaceae. The transcript has 7 exons.